Molecule: messenger RNA, 6508 nt
Organism: Cervus elaphus (red deer)
Lineage: Eukaryota; Metazoa; Chordata; Mammalia; Artiodactyla; Cervidae
Gene: PPM1E
Product: protein phosphatase, Mg2+/Mn2+ dependent 1E
Exons: 7
Coding region: 175-2433 (752 amino acids)
Biological process (GO): negative regulation of protein kinase activity; protein dephosphorylation
Molecular function (GO): protein serine/threonine phosphatase activity; cation binding
Source: RefSeq, a predicted model, not a curated record
GCUCGGCGGCGCGCACGCCUGCGGGAGCCCUCUCCAGGCAACCUAGUGCUGAUCGCUCGUGCCGGCGCGGCCGUUAACCGCCCUUGCGGGAGCCGGAGGCUCGCCAGCAGCCCCCCUCCCCUUCGCGGGCCUCCCCCACCCGUUUCCCCGGUCGGCCUUGGGGCAUGAGCAGCGAUGGCCGGCUGCAGCCCUGAGGAGAAAACUUACCGGCGCUUCCUGGAGCUAUUCCUGGGCGAGUUUCGCGGACCGUGCGGCGGCGGCGAGCCCCAGCCGGAACCCGAACCCGAAGAGUCGGAGCCCGAGCCCGAGCCCGAACUGGUGGCAGCUGAGGCGCGCGAGGCGUCGGUCGAGGAAGCCGGGGAGGCGGCGGCCGCGGGGGCCGCGUCGGAGGAGGGGGAGCACGAGCAGGAGCGAGAAGACCCCGAGCCCGAGGAGGAGGCGGUGGAGGAGGAGGCGGCGGCGGCGGCGAGCGAGGAGGCGGCGGCCCGGGGGCAGUCGGCCGUGCCGCCACCGCAGACCCGGCUGCCGCCGCUGCCCCCGCUGCCGCGGCCACUGUCGGAGCGCAUCACCCGCGAGGAGGUGGAGGGCGAGAGCCUGGACCUGUGCCUGCAGCAGCUCUACAAAUAUAACUGCCCUUCCUUUCUGGCUGCCGCUUUAGCCAGAGCCACAUCAGACGAAGUCCUUCAGAGUGAUCUUUCUGCACAUUAUAUUCCAAAGGAAACAGAUGGCACGGAAGGGACUGUAGAGAUUGAGACAGUGAAAUUGGCCCGUUCUGUCUUCAGCAAACUACACGAGAUUUGCUGCAGCUGGGUGAAAGACUUCCCUCUCCGCAGGAGACCUCAGCUUUAUUAUGAGACCUCGAUCCAUGCCAUCAAAAACAUGCGCAGGAAAAUGGAGGACAAACAUGUCUGCAUUCCUGACUUUAAUAUGCUCUUCAACCUCGAGGACCAGGAAGAACAAGCUUACUUUGCAGUGUUUGAUGGCCACGGCGGGGUGGAUGCUGCCAUCUACGCUUCCAUUCACCUGCACGUGAACUUGGUGCGCCAGGAGAUGUUCCCCCAUGACCCUGCCGAGGCCCUGUGCCGAGCCUUCCGCGUCACCGACGAGCGCUUUGUCCAGAAGGCUGCCAGGGAGAGCUUAAGAUGUGGGACCACAGGAGUGGUGACUUUUAUCAGAGGCAACAUGUUACAUGUGGCCUGGGUGGGUGAUUCCCAGGUUAUGCUUGUGAGGAAGGGCCAAGCUGUUGAACUGAUGAAGCCACACAAGCCGGACAGAGAGGAUGAAAAGCAGCGGAUUGAGGCCCUUGGAGGCUGUGUAGUCUGGUUUGGUGCCUGGAGGGUGAAUGGAAGUCUGUCUGUCUCCAGAGCUAUUGGAGAUGCUGAACAUAAGCCAUAUAUCUGCGGGGAUGCAGAUUCUGCCUCUACUGUUCUGGAUGGUACUGAAGACUACCUCAUUCUGGCCUGCGAUGGCUUCUACGACACCGUGAACCCUGACGAGGCAGUGAAAGUCGUGUCCGACCACUUGAAGGAGAAUAACGGAGACAGCAGCAUGGUUGCCCACAAGUUAGUGGCAUCAGCUCGUGAUGCGGGGUCAAGUGAUAACAUCACUGUUAUUGUGGUUUUCCUGAGGGACAUGAACAAAGCUGUAAAUGUUAGUGAGGACUCAGAUUGGACAGAGAACUCUUUCCAAGGAGGGCAAGAAGCUGGUGGGGAUGACAAGGAGAGUCAUGGGGAGUGCAAGCGCCCCUGGCCCCAGCACCAGUGCUCCGCCCCAGCCGAUCUGGGCUACGAGGGGCGUGUGGAUUCUUUCACGGAUAGAACCAGCCUGAGCCCAGGGUCCCAAAGCAGCGUGCUGGAAGACCCAGGCUACCUAGAUCUCACACAGAUAGAAACAAGCAAGCCUCACGGUGCCCAGCUUUUGCCACCAGUUGAGCUGUUUGGUCCUGGUGCACCAAAGAGAGCCAAUCUUAUUAAUGAGGUAAUAAUGGAGAAAAAAUCAGUUCCAUCAUCAUUGCCUGAAUGGAGUGGUGCUGAAGAGUUUCUCUCUUCUUUUAAUGUGGGUUCAACAGGGCAGCAGGUAUGCAGCAUGGAGAGCUUGCCUCCUGUUUGUUCUAGGCUGGAAAACGAACAGUUCAAGUUCCUGGGAAAGAGAGUUUCUAGGUUGUCUCAUUUAUACUACCAUUACAAAAAGAGGCGGCAUGGAUUCAGGUUUAAUCCCAAGUUUUAUUCUUUUCUCUCUGCUCAAGAGUCUUCCCAGAAAACAGGCAUUAGCCUGUCCUCACUUAUUCGGAAUGGGAAGAGAAAUAGGAUGUUAAGAAGUUCUCUGCCAUGGAGGCAAAAUAGCUGGAAAGGAUACAGUGAGAACAUGAUGAGGAAGCUCAAAAAGAGUAACGACACUCCAUACCCAGAUCUUCCCUGGAGCUUUAAAAUAUAAUCCUUUCUCUCUAGAGUAGGCUAGCUAGCUCUCCCUCAAUAAAGAUACCACUAUCAGAGUAGAAACAAGGUAGAUAUUUCUGAAAUGUGUGUGCUUCAUUAUAGUGAGCCAUGGAUGGCUCAACUCUUAAAUGUAAAUAGAUCUCUAGGAAACUCAAUACAGUGUUUUCAAUCUAAUAAAGAACAGUAUUGGCAGUUUCACUAGCAAAAUUACACCCCUGGUCCCUGUGAUGUGUCUCUAUACCUACAUACACCCCCAAGACCCCGUCACGUCACUAGUGGAGGCUUGCGAGUUAAGUUAUUUCAGUCAGGAUAUAUAGUGCUGAAAUCUUGAUGCAGGUGAAAUUCAGUCUGAUGUGCCUAAUAUAUAUCUGGAAAACUUAAUGCAGAAUUAGAUCUAGUUGAGGAAUGUUCCUCAAAAGACUGGGGACUAUGAGGGAAAACCUCUCCCUUUUUUUUUUGGUAGGUAAAAGACUAAAAGCCAUAUGGGUUUUAACUGGAGAAAAUGAAAGUAGAAAACUAGUGUAAAAAUGUCGUAUUCUCAGACUUGUGAGGUGGUAUAUAGUCAAAAAGAUUCACUAAUUUUUUUCCUGUAACAUAAAAGACCAACAAUGAAAAUUUUUUGAAUUAAGCAUUUCCUAGGGCUAUAGCUAUUUGGGAGUUUCAUAACCCGUUAUGGUGCUUUUGACGGAAUUGUUUUUUAGAAGACCGCUGUCAAUUGGCUUUAACCUAUGAUGCUAAUGUUUUUCACUGUACCUUCAUCUCAGGAAUAAAAACUUGUUUAAUGGAGAUGAUUUCAGGUACAAAUAUACUAGAAUCAAGUUGCCAUUUUAAAAGAAAAUCAAAUAGUAUUUCUAUUUUUUCUUGCUUUUUUCUUUUUUUUAAAGUUCACAGACAGUAAAGGCAUAUACUACAAUAAAAUAAAAAGUGGUUCUGGAGAAUGAAAAAUACUAGUUUUAACUUCUCUAAAAUUGUUUCCCCUGAGGGAAUGAAAUAAUUGGUAUGGAAGAGGCUGAAAUUAACUGCCUAAAGUGAGCCCAGAGGUCAAGUGCAAAGUAGAAUGCAGAUGACUGCAGCUGAGGUCUGUUUAGUUGAAAAUUUGAGUCCUGCAUCUUCAGACCAGAGGGCCAGGACACGUGUUGCUCAUUUCAAUAUUUAUUUACAUUUGAUAUUUUGAAAUUGUCUGCUUUUUGCCAUUUCUGCAGUUUCAAGUAGGAACCAUAUCUGCAACUAGAGGCAGCAAAUAAACUAAUAAUCAGGUUAACUCAGGGCAGCAGCCUGCUCUGAGAAUCACGAAAUGUCUCCACAGGACGUUCUGCCCUCUCCCAGUCAGGCGUGGCGCCUCCGGCUUCCGCGUGCUGUCGGGAGGCACGGGCUGCUCCUGCCGAGAGGUUCACAGAGCGCAAUACGACAACUGCAUGUUCCCCAGACUCAGGACGGAGGACUGAGAUUCCUGGACUUUAAAAACAGAGGGGACUGUAGCAUAUUUUGGGGUGCCAGGGUAGCUAUAGCAAAUAAGUAAAAGAUUCACUUCAGCAACAGAUUGUUAAUCUACAGAUUUUAUUUUUUAAAAUUUGGAUGUAAGUAGAGAUUUUCAGUAUUUUUCUUUUUUGAAGUCAUUUCUUUUCUCAAGUCUUGUGAGACAUGGCUGAAAAGGAGGGAGCACACAUGAAUCCAACCACAGUACCAGAGUCUUCUCACCAUCCCGAGGCUUUUCCCCGUCCAUGGACCUCACAUCUGUCAUUUCCUGAAGCCUAGGUCAUGUUAACAACCCAUCAGGUGCAGUGUCAGUUUCAAAUCAAAUUAUCUAGGGAAACAAGAAAACAGGCAGCAGAACAUUGGUAUAUAUAAUAGUCCAAAGCACUUAGCCAAGUUAAAAAGUUUUUAAAAAGAUUCUUCUGUAGUUGUCUAUUGCUAAUGACUUUGAUCAGAAUAAAGAAGGUGAAAGAAGGUACAAGUGAUAGGUUUUCUUCAGUGGGAAAAAUGGUUGGAUGAAAUUGGGAGUAACAGGCAUCUUUAAGGGUCUGAAUUUUGUAGGUGUAACUACAUAAGCAGUGUUAACUCCAUUUCUCAUACCAGUAGCCCUCUAGAAAAUAAAAGUAGUUCUAGUGUGGUCACAUUAUAAGCCAAUAAUGUACAAAUUAGCAACUAUUUAUUUGUUCACAACAUAUUUAUAGAGUAGUUAGGUACCACUUGUAAGGUAAGUCCUUUAAAAUUCUAUAAUACAUAUUAAAGUAGUGGUUAUUGGUCUGACAUAUGCUGCUCUUGGGUCUGUCUAUAAACUAGAUAAAAAGCAGUGCUUUGUGAAACGCAGUGUUAUACCUUAAUGCCACUGGUGAUAGAAAGUAGCUCCCUUCAGUUCAAAUCCUGUGCCCUUAUUUGCUGCUUGCUGAUGUAAGCAAUAAGUACCCCUCUAACUAAUGGUAUCUACACAUUUCUGUAACUUGUAUUUAAUGAUGGUGUAUCUGGUGAUUGUAAAAAUAUUAGACAGAUAUAAAAGUAUAUAAUAUAUAUUAACUGUUAAUGCUGAGGUAUAUAGUCUGUGAAUUAUGUGUUUUGUACUUCUAUUCAUUGUGUAAUUUAGUGACGGUGGAGAAGAUCUACACCCAAUCCUUAAGAGUGGCAGUAUCCCUUUUACGAUUUAACAUGAUCUGCAUCAAUUUGUUUGCUUGCUGAAGUUUUGUUAGAAUAGGAAAUAGUAAAACAGAUAUUAAAAAGAGAGUGUAGUACUGGUUAGGGAAACAGACUUCAAGUCACUGACUGAAGUCACAUGAAUUCCUUGUACAUUCACUGUGAGUUUCAAAGGCAAUCGGUCCCUAAUUUCCUUUGUUCACUUUCUGGAUGUGGACUUUUAAGAGCGAUCUAAGGUUAAGUAGCAUUACAGCACCCAACACUGGGGCUGUUAAUCCCGUCUAGGUCUAUACUGAAAAGAAGGGUGGAAAUACAUGUAUAUAUCUUUUCUUUACCUAGAAGUGCCAUCCAUUGUCCUUGAAUUAAUAUACCGUUACUGUUGCAUUUAAUUUAACUAGGAGGAUCCUCGAAAGUAACACCUUUACCAAGGACAAUGUCAGCAAUGUCAGUGUCAACCCCGAGUCUGAUUCUGACCACAUUUAUAGUGGUCCACUGUCAACGUGGUGGUAUAGUGUCACUGCAUCUUCAUGCCAACAGCACUCCUUUGUUGGAACACUGUGCCAGUGAGAAGCGCAGCAUCCGGUGGGCAGAUGAAAUGAUGCAUAAAGAAGUUAAGUGUUUACAGAUAAAACUGCUGUGGUUCAGGUACUUCCUUCCCCAGCAAAGGCUUGCUGAGGCUUUGUGAGAAAGUGAUCUAAAUUAUUAUUUUAAUGUUUAAACAUAAUUUGUUCACUCAGUGAUCAUUCUCAUGGAAGCAAGGCCAUAAAAAAGGAAUACUACAGUUUUAACCCUACAAUUUAGGAGAAUUAUUCUUUGGAUUGUCAGUUAGCUAAAGAAAGAACAUACUUUUUUUUUCACCUUUUAAAAUCACAUGAUGUUAAAGGACAAGUACCCACUCUUCCCUUCUGACCUGUGAAUAAUUUAAAUGUUUUUACCCCCCCAAAAAGCAAAGUACUGCCAGUAUUAAUGACUAUUUUUUGAGACAAUGAUACUGUGUUGAAAAAAAAUUGGUACUUCCUCUAGUAGCAUUUUAUCUUCUAUUGUAAAGACUAUUUAUUGUACUAAUUAGAAAAUAUGAAAUAAGAUAGGGAACUCCAGACUGACACAGCAGUUGUUCUGGAAAAGGAAAAUAAUAAACUUUGAUGUAUUAAAUAAUCUAUAGAUACAUCAUUGCUAACUCUUAUUCUAGGUGCUCUUUGGUGAGAGACAGGCUUUGUUCUCUUGUUCAUGAUAUUUCUCUGCAAAGAAUUCUCUAUGGAGUUGAGCAAGUGAAUCAUUUCUUACCAAGCCAAUUUUAUCAAUUUAUAAACCUUCUCUGCAGCUCACUUUUGAGUUCAGUUGUAAUCAUGAGUGAUCCUUCAUAUUUUAUUUAAAACUGUUCAUUCAGGUAAGAAGUAUGUUGAAAUUUUGCCAAUAUCUUAAUAAAACCCAGCAAUUUAAAAACA